AUGGAGUUUCUUGAUGAGGUGUCUCGAGUUUGGUACAUGUUCUUCUACGUGUUCGUCCUAGUUCUUUGCCUUAUGUUCUUCAAGCUCUUUCUACGUUGCUGGAUUUUGCCAGUUCGUACUCAGAAGAAGCUUAGAGAGAACGGCUUUAAAGGUCCGCAGCCUAGUUUCCCAUUUGGAAACCUUAAUGACAUGAAGAAGCUGAAGAUGGCUUCGGUAAUGGUCAAUAAUAGCAAAUCUUCCACCAUGAUCAACCAUGACAUACACUCCAUUGCACUUCCACAUUUCGCUCAGUGGCAACAAGAUUACGGGAAAGUGUUUGUUUACUGGCUAGGGAUAGAGCCGUUCGUGUACAUAGCUGAUCCUGAAUUCUUGAGUGUUAUGUCGAAAGGUGUAUUGGGGAAGAGUUGGGGAAAACCAAAUGUUUUCAAGAAAGACAGAGAGCCAAUGUUUGGUACCGGUUUGGUUAUGGUCGAAGGGGAUGAUUGGACACGACAUCGUCACAUUAUAACUCCUGCUUUUGCACCUCUUAAUCUUAAGGCAAUGACAAACAUGAUGGUGGAAUCAAUCUCCAACAUGUUGGAUCGAUGGACAAUACAAAUAAACUCGGGCAACCCCGAAUUUGACAUGGAAAGCGAGAUCAUAGGAACAGCUGGUGAGAUCAUCGCCAAGACAAGCUUCGGAGUAACUGGAGAAAAUGGAACUCAAGUUCUCAAAAACCUAAGAGCUGUGCAGUUCGCUCUCUUCAACUCAAACCGCUACGUAGGCGUACCGUUCAGCAACAUUUUGAGUUUCAAGCAAAACGUUAAAGCUAAGGAGCUAGGCCGAGAGAUCGAUGGUCGCCUUUUGUCCUUCAUAAACGAACGGAAGAGAUCUUUGGUCAAAGGUGACGACCAAGGCCAUGAUCUUCUUGGAAUGUUGCUUAAGGCGGAUCGUACAGGGAAUUUUACUGCAAAAGAGCUGGUGGACGAAUGCAAAACGUUCUUCUUCGCUGGCCACGAGACGACGGCUUUAGCACUGACGUGGACGUUCAUGCUUCUUGCGAUCCAUCCCGAGUGGCAAAACACGAUUAGGGAAGAGAUUAGACAAGUCAUCGGAGAUUCCAAGAUUGAAUACAACAAACUUGCCGGACUAAAGAAGAUGAGUUGGGUGAUGAACGAGGUUCUCAGGCUAUAUCCACCGGCGCCGAACGCACAACGGCAAGCUAGGAAAGACAUCGACGUGAACGGCCGAGUGAUUCCGAACGGAACGAACAUUUGGAUCGAUGUGGUGGCGAUGCACCACGACGUCGAGCUGUGGGGAGACGAUGUUAACGAGUUUAAGCCGGAGAGAUUCGACGGCGAUUUGUACGGUGGUUGUAAGAACAAGAUGGGGUUUAUGCCGUUUGGGUUCGGAGGAAGGAUGUGUAUCGGUCGUAAUCUGACGACCAUGGAGUACAAGAUUGUCUUGUCGUUGGUUUUGUCCCGGUUCGAAAUCUCGGUUUCGCCCGGUUAUCGUCAUUCGCCGACGUAUAUGCUCUCUCUUAGACCGGGUUACGGUUUGCCUCUCAUUGUUCGACCAAUUUAGUUUUGGGGGAUCGGAUUAACACACAAAUUUCAUUUCAUUUUUCGAGUUUUAAUUAGGAUCGUUGCAAAUUUUUUAUUUCGUUUGUCGGCAGAUCAGAAUGGUCUCUGAGUUUAAAGUAUAUUUGUACACAUGUGUCUUUGUUUUUCCCGAUUUGAGAAUACAUAUACCUCUUCUUUUGUUU
Molecule: messenger RNA, 1744 nt
Organism: Capsella rubella
Lineage: Eukaryota; Viridiplantae; Streptophyta; Magnoliopsida; Brassicales; Brassicaceae
Product: cytokinin hydroxylase
Exons: 4
Coding region: 1-1563 (520 amino acids)
Molecular function (GO): heme binding; oxidoreductase activity, acting on paired donors, with incorporation or reduction of molecular oxygen; iron ion binding
Source: RefSeq, a predicted model, not a curated record